AUGAGACAGGUGAAACAGGUAACACAGAUGAUACAGGUGACACAUGAUACAGGUGACACAGGUGACACAGUUGAUACAGAUGACACAAAUGAUACAGAUGAUACAGGUGACACAGACGAUAAAGGUGACACAGGUGACACAGAUGAUACAGAUAACACAGGUGACACAGGCGAUAGGGGUGAAACAGGUGACACAGGUGACUCAGGUGACACAGAUGAUACAGAUGAUGCAGUUCACACAGAUGAUACAUUUGAAACAGAGGACACAGAUGAUGCAGAUCACACAGAAGAUACAGGUGACACAGCUGAUAUAUUUGAUGCAGAUGACACAGAUGAUACAGGUGACACAGAUGAUACAGUUAACACAGAUCACACAGAUGAUACAGGCGACACAGUUGAUACAGGUGACACAGAUGAUACAGGUGACACAGUUGAUACAGUUAACACAGAUCACACAGAUGACACAGGUGACACAGAUGAUACAGGCGACACAGAUGAUACAGGUGACACAGUUGAUACAGUUAACACAGAUCACACAGAUGACACAGGUGACACAGAUGAUACAGGUGACACAGUUGAUACAGUUAACACAGAUCACACAGAUGAUACAGGCGACACAGAUGAUACAGGUGACACAGAUGAUACAGGUGACACCUAUCACACAGAUGGUACAGGUGACACCUAUCACACAGAUGGUACAGGUGACUCAGAUGAUACAGUUAACACAGAUCACACAGAUGACACAGGUGACACAGAUGAUACAGGUGACACAGAUAAUACAGUUAACGCAGAUCACACAGAUGAUACAGGUGACACAGAUGAUACAUUUAAAACAGCUCUCACAGAUGAUACAGGUAACACAGAUGAUACAGGUGACGACACAGAUGAUACAGUUAACACAGAUCACACAAAUGAUACAGGUGACACAGAUGAUACAUUUUACACAGAUCAUACAGAUGAUACAGGUGACACAGAUGAUACAUUUUACACAGAUCACACAGCAGAUACAGGUGACACAGAUGAUACAGGUUACACAGAUGAUACAGGUGACACAGAUGAUACAGUUAACACAGAUCACACAGAUGACACAGGUGACACAGAUGAUACAAUUAACGCAGAUCACACAGAUGACACAGGUGACACAGAUGAUACAGUUAACACAGAUCACACAGAUGAUACAGGUGACACAGAUGAUACAGGUGACACAGAUGAUACAGGUGACACAGACGAUAGAGGUGACGCAGAUAAUACAGAUGGUACAGGUAACUCAAAUGAUACAAGUGACAGAGAUAAUACAGGUGACACAGAUGAUACAGGUGACACAGACAAUGCAGGUGACACAGAUGAUGCAGGUAACAUAAUAGACACAGAUGAUACAGGUGGUAUAGGUGACACAUUUGAGACAGUAGACACAGAUGACACGGAUAGAACAGGUGACUCAGACGAUACAAGCGCUACAGAUGAUACAGGUGACACACAUGGCACAGAUGAUACGGGUGACACAGAUAACGCAGAUGAUACAGAUGACACAGAUGACACAGAUGGCACAGAUGACACAUGA
Molecule: messenger RNA, 1560 nt
Organism: Homarus americanus (American lobster)
Lineage: Eukaryota; Metazoa; Arthropoda; Malacostraca; Decapoda; Nephropidae
Product: cysteine-rich, acidic integral membrane protein-like
Exons: 2
Coding region: 1-1560 (519 amino acids)
Source: RefSeq, a predicted model, not a curated record